Molecule: messenger RNA, 5502 nt
Organism: Balaenoptera ricei (Rice's whale)
Lineage: Eukaryota; Metazoa; Chordata; Mammalia; Artiodactyla; Balaenopteridae
Gene: KRABD2
Product: KRAB-A domain containing 2
Biological process (GO): DNA integration; regulation of DNA-templated transcription
Molecular function (GO): nucleic acid binding
Source: RefSeq, a predicted model, not a curated record
ACCGGGCGGCGCGGGCGGACGCGGCCGUGGGUGGGGCGGGCUUCCGACCCUGCGGCCCUGGCGUAUUCCUUUCACCUUCCGGACCUCCCUCUCCUGCAAAACCACCCGGAUCGGCCUCUCUUCCCGCUGGCCUGGCUAAUUCAUUUCACUCCUCCUCCGGAGUUGGCUGCCCUCGGAGGAGUGGGCGGGCCCGACUAGCAGGCUGAACCCGCGUGGAGCCUGGCGCGGUGGUGCCGAGACCGCGGGACUCAGGACGGCACAAAGGACUUGAUGCCCGAACCAAGUUUUCGGGAAUAAUCGGGAGUUUGUAUUGUGGAAGGUGCGGGGACACUGCACUAAGUGCAUUAUCUGCAUUAUCACCGAGUCUUCCCAACAACUCGUUGUGAUGGAGAGUGGUAUUUUCCCCAUUUUAUAGUUGCGGAAAACGAAGCCUCAGUAACUUUGCCCAGCCUACUCACACAGUAAAUGAUAGCGUCAGAAAUUGACUUACCAUGCCUCUGCAGUGCCUCUCUUCUAUACCUGUAAGCCAAGUGCUUGACAAAUGCCCUUUGAACAUCUUUCGUCUCAGCUCUGUAUUCAUCGGCUCUCUGAGGGGAUACAGCGAGGCAGAAGCCUCAGCCCCUGCCUUCUAGAUUUGUACACUUGAACCAGUCGACUGAAAAUGCAAAGCGCUCCAUGAGUGGUGCGGGCUGUUCAGAGGCGGGAGAGAUGGCAGUCAGCUGGAGCGCAUCAGGAAGGAUGCUGAUUUGAGCUGGGUGUGAUUUGGAAGAACCUGUUCCAGGUCCGGGACAGCCAAAGCAAAGACUCGCAGGAUUCUGCCCUACCCCUCAGCUCUUCAUCUGAUGGUUGGCAUCUCGGGGAUCUUGUUUUCCUAAGAUUAUUGGAAUUCCAGUGAUCAUCACAUGAACUCUUCCCCUGGCCUCAUCACCAUCCUGUGUUCCAGAGUUGUUCUAACUAAGGAACCUCGGUUUAGACACCUGAGUAUCAAGUUCUCUUCCGGAGGAAUUCUCCAAUCUUGGUGGAGUGUGGACUCCAUUUCGGUCCUGCUGCAGCUACUCCGUAGCCCAGGACCCGAGACAGAACCGCCCCUGUGGCAGCAGCUGGCAUCAUUUCAGGAGGCUGUGACAUUUGAGGAUGUGACCAGAGAUUGGAAGUGUCAAGAGGCCUCUCAGAAGGAUUGCAGCAGGGACACAAUGCUGGAAAGUUGCAAGAAGCCAGUCCCUCAGGGAUCCUUCUUACAGUUCUCCAUGAUGCCACAGAGAGCUGGAAAUGAUCCCCCUGGUAUUUCAAAUCCAAGUGAAAUGGAAAAGGAGAUAAGUAACAUGAGAGAAAAGUUUCUCAUCAGCGUGACAAAGUUAGUGGAAAGCAAAAGUUACAACAGUAAGGUAUUUUCCAAAGAAAAGUACUUUCAAACAAUAAAGGAAGUGAAAGAAGCUAAGGAGAAGGGGAGGAAGUCAUCACGUGAUUAUCGCCGUGCAGCAAAAUAUGACGUGAUCUCUGUACAGGGCACAGAGAAACUAAUAGAGGCUACUCACGGAGAACGAGAUCGAAUACAGUAUUACGUACACAAGGAAGAGCUGUUUGAUAUUCUUCACGACACACAUCUCAGUAUUGGCCACGGCGGGCGGACACGCAUGCUCAAGGAGCUGCAAGGAAAAUAUGAGAAUGUCACCAAAGAAGUCAUUGUCUUAUAUCUGACUCUGUGUAAACAGUGCCACCAGAAGAACCCAGUAUCCAAGAGAGGGCUCGCACCCAAGCCCACGCCAUUUAAGGACACUGACUCCAGAUGCCAAGUUGAAAUCCUUGACAUGCAGUCAAAUGCUGAUGGUGAGUUCAAGUUUAUUUUAUAUUACCAGGACCACUUGACCAAGUUUAUUAUUUUACGGCCAUUAAAGGCCAAACAGGUCCAUGAGGUGGUCGCUGUCCUGUUGGAUAUUUUCACAGUUCUUGGCACACCCACCAUGUUAGAAUCUGACAGUGGCUUGGAGUUCACAAACCAGGUUGUCAAUGAGCUCAAUGAGGUAUGGCCAGACCUAAAGAUUGUCCCUGGUAAGUACCACCCUGGCCAAGGCCAGGGCUCCCUGGAGCAAGCAAGCCGUGAUGUCAAGAACAUGCUGAGUGCCUGCAUGCAGAGUAACCGUUCAGGUCACUGGGCCGAAGGCCUGCGAUUCAUGCAGACGGGGAGGAAUCAGGCCUUUGAUGUUUCCUUGCAGCAAAGUCCAUAUGAGGCGAUGUUUGGUUGUAAAGCCAAAUGUGGACUCUAUUCCUCACACUUACCCCGGGAAACCGUGGCUGUUUUACAAACAGAAGAAGAACUAGAAAUUGCUGAAGAACAGCUAGAAAGCAGCCUUUGGAUCAGGCAGGAAGAAAGAGCUGAGGUCGGAGCAGACCGAUCUGACAUGGACGAGGACGUCAAUCCCACUCCUCCCGAAGCUGCAGAGCCCAGCACCUCCCAAGGGGCCCCAGGUCUCUUCUGCUGGUGAACAGACACCUGCCUCUGGGCACCGUGUAGCCACCUGAGAACUGUUGCCAAGGCCCCAGAUGCAAGGAAUGAAGGCCACACUCUCAGGAAAGCUGUCCAUGGUAGUCCUGGCUCACAGGGGGAAAGCAACUUGGGUCUCUGAUCUCGGGCUGCCAUAAAACAUUACCACAAAUGUGGAGGCUUAAAACAACAGCACUUUCUUCUCCCAUAGUUCUGGAGGCUAGAGGUCUGAAAUCAAGGUGUUGGCAGGGUUCGUCCCUUCUGGAGGCUCUGAGGGAGAAUCCAUUCCAUGCCUUUCUCCUUUGGUGGCUGCCGGCAGUCCUUGCAUCCCUUGGCUUAGAGUAGCACAGAUCCGGUCUCUGCCUCGUCUGCACGUGGGUCUUCAUGUGGCCUUCUCCCCUCUGUCUGUCUGUGUGCUCCUUUUCUGUCUCUUACAAGGACACUGUUGGACACCAAAUCUAUGUCGUUGGACUUAGGGCCCAUCCUAAUUGAGGAUGAUCUCAUCUCAAGAUCCUUUUUUUUCAAUUAAUUUAUUUACUUUUGGCUGCGUUGGAUCUUCGUUGCUGCGAGUGGGCUUUCUCUUAGCUGCAGCGAGCAGGGGCUACUCUUUGUUGCAGUGUGUGGGCUUCUCCUUGCCAUGGCUUCUGUUGUUGCAGAGCACGGUCUCUAGGUGUGUGGGCUUCAGUAGUUGUGGCACAUGGGCUCAGUAAUUGUGGCGCAUGGACUCAGUAGUUGUGGCUCACAGGCUCUAGAGCACAGGCUCAGUAGUUGUGACACACGGGCUUAGUUGCUCCAUGGCAUGUGGGAUCUUCCAGGAUCAGGGAUCGAACCCGUGUCCCCUGCAUUGGCAGGCAGAUUCUUAACCACUCUGCCACCAGGGAAGUCCCUCAAGAUCCUUAAUUUCAUCUGUGAAGACCCUUUUUCCAAGUAAGGUCACAUUCACGGGUGCUAGGGGUUUGGACUUGGACGUAUCUUUUUGGGGGGCUGCAGUUCUACCAACUACAGUCAGUGGAAGAGUAUGUUUGCCUGCAGAACAUGAACUGAUGGGGUCUGAGGCCUGUAGAGCUGGUGGGACUGCCCUACAUAUAUCUAGUGCCUGUUCCUGCUUCUAGACACAUAACCCAAAAGAUGGGGGCAUCAGAGAAGAAGAUGUAGGUGAAGGACAAAUAACGAGAAGAAAAGAGGUUGAUCUAACAUGCCCCAGAGAUUGCCUGCCCCACCAGGCAAUCAAGUUUCCUGCUUCAAGAGAAACCUGAUAUACCAUGCCGGCUCUCAGAAUGGCACCCACAGGGAUUAUUGUGUGAUGUGUCUGAAACAUAUUUUAAAAAUAGGUCAAAAUUAAGGCAUGGCUGGGAUUUGGGUCUGAGUCUGCCAGUUUUCUAUGCUUCAGGCACAGCACAACAUGUAUUCUUGGAAAGGGUCAGUGCAUUCCAGGAAGUGACCAGUAGCAGGGAAACAACUAAGGACUCCGGAGCAAAAUGCAAAAGUUGGCCUGAGGUCACUGCUCCAACCAGAGAAGAAUAGAGCAAAGGCCAGUCUGGGUCAUAGUUCAGAGUAAAGGGAAGAGUAAUACCCAGGAUCUGUGCACUGCUGUAUUCUCAAGGCCUGGAAGAGUACAUAGCCCGUGGGAGGUGUUCAGUAAGGAUUUGUUGAGUGAACAAAUGAUUCUUCAGAGAUGGACACUGGGAAGGAGAAGGGGCCUGCAGUCCCUUAUUCUCCCGUUCAUUCUUCCUGCCUAUCCUAGAGCCAUCUCAAAACCAUUCUGAUUGCCCCUGGCGCUGGUUUCGUCUUCUGAAAGAGGCAAGAACAGUCCUGAUGGCGCCUACCUCAUGGGGUCAUUGUGAAAGACAGUGAGAUAAUGCAUGUGAAGUUCUAGAUGUGAGUUGUCCUUGCUAUCAGCAGAUCUUAUCCUCCUUGUGAGAGUUGGAGAUCUCUGUUGCCAUUCUUUUGCUGAUUAAACAGUGUUAAGCUGGAUAUCCAGGAAGGCUGCAUUAUUAUUAGAAAGGAGAUGAUAUCACUUUCCAGCUUGUUUGGGGGGACCAGAAUCUUGCUCUAUCCUUGGCCAGCACCUCACGUUCCGCCCUUUCUAUAUCACUCAGGCUAGCAGGGCCUUGGAGGCCCAACUUGACUGAUGGUGCCAGCCCUCCCCCCACGCUGACUUCCUGGUUGCGGAGCAAACCAGGAACCACAUCAUCAACUCGUGUGGGUGAGAGGUGAGAUGAGGCACGACACUACUGCCUUUCCCAGGGGGUGGCCACAAAUAACCUAGGUUUCCGGAGCUGCUGCAUCAGUCUUCCUCCUUUGCUCCUUAGGGUUGGCAGUGGAGAGAGCUGGAGUGGACACCCAGACCCAGUCCAGCCUUACUCUGCAUUAACACAUUUCAGCAUCUGGAACAGAACUGGCUGCUUUCAAUUUGCAUAUAUAUUUUGUCCACUUAAUGUUUUUUAAAUGUAAAAAAAUUAAUUGCCAUCACUUUCAAAACAGAAGAUUUCGUAUAAAAAUCUGGAUGUCCAAUACCUCUUGAAAACUUGGAAGAUCUGGCCCCCCGCAUUUUUGCAGGGCAGCAGAGGACCAAGUGGUAACCCCCAGGAGGCAGGCCUGCGUUCUACACUUGGCCACCAUCUGGGCCAUUCCUGUAUUUUUGCAUAUGCAUUUCCGUGGCCUGUUGUUAAAGAAAGGCAGAUGACCUAUGGUUUUCUCAGGGUAUAUGCCCAGUAGUGGGAUUGCUGGGUCGUAUGGUAGUUCUAUUUGUAGUUUUUUAAGGAACCUCCAUACUGUUCUCCAUAGUGGUCAAAAAGUGUCAUGUACCACAAUGUUCAUUGCAGCUCUAUUUACAAUAGCCAGGACCUGGAAGCAACCUAAAUGUCCAUCGACAGACGAAUGGAUAAAGAAGAUGUGGCACAUAUAUACAAUGGAAUAUUACUCAGCCAUAAAAAGAAAUGAAAUGGAGGUAUUUGUAAUGAGGUGGAUGGAGUUAGAGUCUGUCAUACAGAGUGAAGUAAGUCAGAAAGAGAAAAACA